Messenger RNA from Phycodurus eques (leafy seadragon), 1848 nucleotides. RefSeq names its product eukaryotic initiation factor 4A-I-like. Lineage: Eukaryota; Metazoa; Chordata; Actinopteri; Syngnathiformes; Syngnathidae. Gene Ontology annotation, cellular component: cytoplasmic stress granule. Bases 45 to 1259 code for a protein of 404 amino acids. The record is from RefSeq and is a predicted model, not a curated record. Gene Ontology annotation, molecular function: ATP binding; translation initiation factor activity; RNA helicase activity. The transcript is spliced from 11 exons. Gene Ontology annotation, biological process: cytoplasmic translational initiation.
GACGUAUAUAAGAAAAUUUCGCCAUACUUUCUUUCUUUGUAAUAAUGUCUGCUGACAACGACAAUAGAGACAAUGGCCCAGAAGGCAUGGAGCCAGAUGGCGUCAUUGAGAGCAACUGGAACGAUAUUGUGGACAGUUUUGAUGACAUGAACCUGCGCGAGGAUUUGCUCCGUGGAAUUUACGCCUAUGGUUUCGAGAAGCCUUCUGCCAUCCAACAGAGAGCCAUUCUUCCUUGUAUCAAGGGUUACGACGUGAUUGCCCAGGCCCAGUCUGGUACAGGAAAGACUGCCACCUUUGCCAUUUCCAUCCUCCAGCAGAUUGAUGUGACGCUGAAGGGCAUCCAGGCUUUGGUCUUGGCCCCCACCAGGGAGCUGGCUCAACAGAUCCAGAAAGUGGUGCUGUCUCUCGGCGACUACAUGGGCGCCGGUUGCCACGCUUGCAUCGGCGGGACCAACAUCCGCAUCGACGUCCAGAAGCUGCAGGGCGAGUGCCCUCACAUUGUGGUGGGGACCCCCGGCCGUGUCUUCGACAUGUUGACCCGCAGGAGUAUCUCUCCUAAAUACAUCAAAAUGUUUGUGCUGGAUGAGGCUGAUGAGAUGUUGAGCCGAGGCUUCAAGGACCAGAUCUAUGAGAUCUUCCAGAAACUGCCUGGCAGCACACAGGUUGUCCUCCUAUCAGCCACCAUGCCAACUGACGUGUUGGAGGUCACCAAGAAGUUCAUGCGCGAUCCUAUCCGCAUCCUGGUCAAGAGAGAAGAGCUGACCCUCGAGGGUAUCCGCCAGUUCUACGUCAAUGUGGAGAAAGAGGAGUGGAAGCUGGACACUCUGUGCGAUCUGUACGAGACCCUGACCAUCACUCAGGCCGUCAUCUUCAUCAACACGAGGAGAAAAGUGGACUGGCUCACAGAGAAGAUGCAGUCCAGGGACUUCACCGUUUCAGCUAUGCACGGUGAAAUGGACCAGAAAGAGCGUGACUUGAUCAUGAGGGAGUUCCGUUCUGGCUCCAGUCGAGUCCUCAUCACCACUGACCUGCUGGCUCGCGGCAUCGACGUGCAGCAGGUCUCUCUUGUCAUCAACUAUGACCUGCCCACCAACAGGGAAAACUACAUCCACAGGAUUGGCCGCGGCGGUCGUUUUGGCAGAAAGGGAGUCGCCAUCAACAUGGUGACCGACGACGACAAGCGCAUCCUGCGGGACAUCGAGACCUUCUACAACACCACCAUUGAGGAGAUGCCCAUGAAUGUGGCUGAUCUUUUCUAAAAAAGAAAAAAUCCAAACCAUGAGAGCAAAAUCCAUCUGCCAUCGUUCCUCCCCACACCUCUCCAGUUUUAAAAAGAAAAGAGGAAAAAGUCCAACUUUUUUUUUUUUCCCCCCCCCCCCCCAAGUUCAAAUUCCUGAACUUGACUGUUUCCCACUCGGGAAGGAAGACUUUGCAGCCUUGAUUCCUUCCCAAAUCAGUUUUUGGCUUGACCCAUCUUAACACAGUUUGCCACAUAGUCUCACUGAAAUUGAAGAGUUUAAUGCGGACAUUCCAUUCUCGUUUUUUUUCCUCUCCCCCUUGCGCUAAUUUGCAUUGUGAACUUUUUAACCUGGACGCCCCACCCCACAUCCAAAAAGCACAAACAUUCUGACAGCGACCUAAAAACGAGGAGAAAAUCUAACAUUAAGCAGCAUCCCCGAGGCUUGAAACGUUUGGUGUGAAUGUUGAUAGAAAAAGCAAACUCGAGCGCAAGCAGUGUUAAGGCGACCUCCAGUUCAGUGAAUGUCAUCUUUAACUUUCAUCCAGUUGUUUGGGGGCUUAGCAUUACACAGGGCAUGUUCAAUAAAAAGACCUGUACAGUAAAAUCAA